UGUAUGAUGACAAACACGUGUGGCUCAGUUGACGCAGGUGCACCUAACGGCCCCGCAGCGGCCCCUGGUGGCCGGCAGGCAGCCAGCCCUGUGAUGAGGGGGCUCCAGUUACGGGACAGCAGCGGGUCUCUGCUGAUGAAUGGAGACCUGUGAACAAUAACACCUCGGUGGCUCAGACGUUGUUCGCAUUGCUCCACCACGGGGGGAACUCUUCAACCAGUUCGCCUCGGGCUCUCAGGAAACUAACCGACUCCUGCAUUAGUUACACCGGCGGUUUGUGUUCCUCUCCGUCAUGGCGAUUGCCCACGUCGCGACGGAGUACAUGUUCUCCGACUUUUUGCUGAAGGACCAGUCUACGGAGGCCAAGUACAAGGGGCUGCGUGCGGAGCUGGCGGUGGACAAAAUAGUGACGGUGCUGGUGGUGGGGCUGCCUCUGUUCCUCAUCUCGCUCGCCUUCGCUCAGGAGGUGUCAGUAGGUACACAGAUCAGCUGCUUCGCUCCCACAAACUUCUCAUGGAGACAGGCCGCAUACGUGGACUCUUUCUGUUGGGCCGCAGUGCAGCAACAGGCUGACAGUUCUCCACUGUGGAUGCACAAGUUCUUUCCAUACAUCCUGCUCUUACUGGCCAUCCUCAUGUACAUCCCGGCCCUGUUUUGGCGUUUCACUGCGGCGCCGCACCUCUCCUCCGACCUCAACUUCAUCAUGGAGGAGCUCGAUCGCUUCUACAACCGUGCCAUCAGACUGGCAAAGAAUCUGGCAUCCAACAAGGAAGUGCAAGAGGACAACCAGAGCGCUUUGGAUCUGACUGAGGCCUGCUUCAAGUACCCUUUGGUGGAGCAGUAUCUGAAGACCAAGCGCUCCUCUCACUGCCUUGUGGUCAAGUACCUGGUCUGCCGGGGCCUGACCCUGCUGAUCCUCCUGCUGGCCUGCCUUUACCUCGGCUACUACAUCAAACUGGCCUCCUUAACCGACGAGUUCUCCUGUGACCUGCGGACAGGAAUCCUGAAGAACAACAGCAUGGUGCCGGCCGCUGUCCAGUGCAAGCUGGUAGCAGUUGGCGUCUUCAGGCUGCUCAGCUACAUCAACCUGGUGGUGUACGUGCUUCUCGCUCCCCUGGUGGUGUACGCUGCUCUGGGCCCGGCACGCCAGAGCUCCGACUUCCUCCGGCCUUAUGAGAUUCUGCCUGGGUUUGGUGCUUUGGGGGUGGUCACGCCAUUCUAUAACGACCUCAGUAUCUAUCUGCUGUUCCUGCAGGAGAACCUGAGUGAACUCAAAUCCUAUAAGUGUCUGCAGGUGCUAGAGUUACUGCAAGCAGCAGGUGAUGAGGGGUUUGACUCCAUGUGCCUGCUGAGGACUCUGGGUCAGGUGAAGACUGACGUUCUAGACGGUAAGGGGACGUGCAAAAAGAAGAGUGCAAGCAAGGACACCAAGAACACUACUAAGGCUGAAGCAUGAUUCUGAAGUAACUGACGCGAUGAGGAUGAGCCCUACCUCGAUGGAAAAGAAGAAGCGCGAGUUAACCUUGUGCACCUACUUUAAUCUGAACUGCUGUUGGUGCUUUAACCUACAAAAGUGUAAUCCAUAGGAAGGAACAUAUUUUGUAGUUUUGGCCAAGAGACCUUACUUUUACCUCUUAUAUAUCAUAUUUUUUAUAGUUAUGAAUAGUCCUGAUGACAAGUUACUCAGGUCUGAGAUAACCCUUUUUUCUGAAAUGAAAUUCCUGGGUUUUAAUGUUUGUCUUUGCUACAUGUUACCUUUCUCAGGAUCUGAAAUUCCUUCCAGUCAUUAUAUACUGUAAAAGCCAUUUUCCUUGGAAUUAAUUUUCCAGCUGCAAAAGCCUUCUCCCUGGGCUUUAUGGUAAAAAUUGACUGCUGGUGAUGCUUUAACCUACAUAAGUGUAAUCCAUAAAUGUAAUCCACAGGGAAAGAAACACAUUUAGUAUUUUUGGCAAACAGACGUUUUGUUUAUCUGUGUCAUAUUUUUUUAUAUAUAUGUGAAUGUGUUAUGGACCUGGGAAGCCUUUCAGAACAAAGAAUCCAGUGACACAAAAAUGGAUACCGCAGGCAUCCAGGUACGAACAGGCAGGAAGCGGAAGAUCUUCCCCACUGUUGCCACAGCCAUCGACAACUCCAGCUGAAGAAAAUCUGUAACCAAGCUGGGGUCUGAUCCACCUGGGUGGUCGCCAAGCAGGGGUGUGUCUGAUGUUAAAAAACCAUAGGACCCCAGGUAACAUCUCCUCUGACUAGUUCAGAGGAGAAGUUACUCAGGUCUGAGGCAACCCUUUUUUUCUGAAAGGAAAUUCUUUGCUGGUGUUGUUUUAACCUACAAGUGGAAUCCAUGGGAAAUAAAAGUAUUUUAAAUUCAGUAGUUUUGGCCAACAGACGUUAGUAACAUUAGAAAAGUUUUCGAGCGCUUAGUUUACGUGUGUUUAUAGUUUAGGAGGAAAAUAAAAACCUGUAAUGACUGGUGAACUUUGAUCCAUCCAAAGUAGCCUUACAUAUUGUUAGAAACACUGGAGAGCAUUUGUUUGGACUGUGAUUAUUUAUGUGUAAAUGUUACAUGAACAAUAGCGUUUACUGACCCUGUUGUA
This is a messenger RNA of Platichthys flesus (European flounder), 2591 nucleotides long. Its product is annotated as pannexin-1-like. Bases 293 to 1456 code for a protein of 387 amino acids. Gene Ontology annotation, biological process: positive regulation of interleukin-1 production; monoatomic cation transport. The record is from RefSeq and is a predicted model, not a curated record. NCBI's taxonomy places the organism in Eukaryota, Metazoa, Chordata, Actinopteri, Pleuronectiformes, Pleuronectidae. The transcript is spliced from 6 exons. Gene Ontology annotation, molecular function: channel activity.